Molecule: messenger RNA, 874 nt
Organism: Spirodela intermedia
Lineage: Eukaryota; Viridiplantae; Streptophyta; Magnoliopsida; Alismatales; Araceae
Source: the annotation of a GenBank genome assembly
AUGGUUGUCUUCUUCUCCGGCGUCGGCGGCGGGCGGGAGCUCCGACCAUGCGAGUCCACUGAAAUCAUCGCAUUUCGUGUACAGAGACGGAGUAUCAGAGCACGUUUUCCCUUUGUUUCUGUGUAAUGUUCGAUCAAAUCCGUCUCUGCAAAUAAAUGAGGGGGAGGCUUAUAGCAUUCCUAGAGAGAGAAAGAGAGAGAAGAGGUCCGUCCAAUAGGGGGGACUACAUAAACGCGAGAGAGAGAGAGAGAGAAAGAGAGAGACGCAGAGGGGGGGUUGAAAGUGAGAAAGGGAGAGGGUGGGAGAGAAGAAAGAGAGGAAGAGAGAGAGAGAGAGAGACUCAGACCUGGUUUCAUGCGCCACGGGGCCGAGCGACUCGGACCUGAAGAACGAGAUGAACGUCCCUCUUGAAGAUGGACCUCAGCUCUUCGUUGGCCUCGAUGCCUAUUCUUCUGCGUGUUUGAAGGCAUUAGAGAGAGAGAGAGAGAAAGAGAGAGAGAGAGAGAGAGAGAGGAGAGAGAAAAAAGGAGGGGAAGGAAGUAGAGAAAUGAGAGCGAGAAAAAGUAACCAGGAAAACAGAGCAGACAGUAAAUAGGGGAGAGAGAGAGAGAAAGAGAGAGAGGACUAAAAACCAGAAAAGGGCCGCAGAAAAUUAAUCGACCCGAAAAGGGAAGAAUUAAAGUUACCCAAUUUUAGAUCCGUUCUUUCCGACGAGAAUCUGACGCUGGCUCUGCUUCGGCGUGAUGAAAUGCUGCUCCACCCUGAGAGAUCCGUCCCUCAGCUCCUUCCAAUCCAUCAGCCGAUGCUCAAUCACGUACGGAAUCUCCUGCAACCCCAGCAGCUUCAUCAUCAUAUCUACAAACAUCAUAUUUAA